UUUGCGUGCAAUAAAUAAGCUCGCACGCUGACUGGGGCUCAGUCUUGCUUAAAAUAGAGUGACACUCGCAAAAAUGAGGCUUCACUCAAUCCCAUUCCUGUUAUUUUUGGUAUUUUCAACGGAAGCCCUGCCGUUUUUGCCAAUGAUCGUCAAAGAACUCGCGAAAAGAGAGGCGCCCGUCCAAUCAGUCGAAAGCGGCGUCAUCCCUCCGAUGAAUGACAAUCCAAGAGCGGAAGGUGGAAUCGUCCCUGGCAUGCCAUCCAUGCCAGGUUUCGGGGGCGGCGAAAGCGGCGGCGGCUCCGGGAGCGGCAUGAUGUUCAACCAGCCGAUGGCGAUGAUGGGCGGCUUCACCAUGCUGAUGAUGCCGGCCCAAGACGCAAUGGCCAUGGCCCAGAAUUUCCAACAGUUCGCCUCCAGCAUGUCUCAAAUGCCCAUUAUUGGCUGAGAUUCGGUCAAAAUUUACUUUUUAUAAUUUUAUAAAUAACGUAUUAAUUGGAAUAGGUCACAAAAUUACUUUAUGGUUAAAUUUUUUGUAAGAAUUCCAAAAAUUUCUUUGUUUUUGUGAAACAAUAUAAAUUUUUAUUAAAUUUUGAAAUGGAAAUUUGGUUUUAAUAAUGUAAAUUUUAAUAAAACUACAAUUUUGAA
This is a messenger RNA of Neocloeon triangulifer, 645 nucleotides long. RefSeq lists its product as uncharacterized. The record is from RefSeq and is a predicted model, not a curated record. The transcript has 3 exons. Lineage: Eukaryota; Metazoa; Arthropoda; Insecta; Ephemeroptera; Baetidae. Bases 74 to 445 code for a protein of 123 amino acids.